Molecule: messenger RNA, 1429 nt
Organism: Spinacia oleracea (spinach)
Lineage: Eukaryota; Viridiplantae; Streptophyta; Magnoliopsida; Caryophyllales; Amaranthaceae
Product: cytosolic sulfotransferase 15-like
Exons: 1
Coding region: 393-1364 (323 amino acids)
Molecular function (GO): sulfotransferase activity
Source: RefSeq, a predicted model, not a curated record
AUUGUAAUUGGGCCUUGGGCCUUUGCUGGUGACUGACAAGCCAAGUAGGUUAGAAUGGGGUUGAUGUUGUUGUAUAGAGCCAUUGGGCUUUGGACUGCUGGCCCAAUUGGUAUCCAAUUGGGAGCCCAAACACACAUAAUUCACUUUAACCCUAUUUUAUUUCAAGUAUAUGAAAACAAAUAUUAGUAUAUAAAAUUUUGUCAUGGUAUCUUGUUGUACUCACCCUAGUGGCUAGUACACAAACCCUUAAUUUGAACUACUAGGCACAAACAUCAUUGGUAGAUAACAGACUUCUGAAUAGUGCUCAGGCUUUCCAACACAACUCUAUAUAUAGUUUGUAUAGGCUUAGCCUCCAAUGUACCAAACAACUUUUUUACUAGCUCCUCAUUUAGAUGGCAACCACAAAAUCUCAUAAUGAAGACGAAAUGGAAGAUGAGUUACUAAAAGAUAAAUGGUUUGGGUUUUCAAUGCACCUCUACCAUGGUUUUUGGUGUGUUGAUUCUAACAUGGAGGGCAUAAUCGCAACCCAAACUCACUUCCAUGCACAUGAUACUGAUAUAAUCUUAGCUAGUCUUCCCAAAGCUGGUACGACAUGGUUAAAAUCCCUUAUAUUUACCAUUAUCAAUCGCCAAAGUUUAUCUCACAUUUCUAAACACACUUUCCAUUUCAAAAACCCUCAUGAACUCAUCCCUCACCUCGAGGUUAAAGUUCCCAAAACAUGUCAAAGUGAAUUAGAUGAAAUACCUUCACCUCGUCUCUUUGCUACCCACAUACCAUAUCUAUCAUUGCCUGAAUCAAUAAAGUCUUCAAAAUGUCAAAUUGUUUAUGUUUGUCGAAAUCCUUUAGACAAUUUUGUCUCAGGAUGCCAUUUUUGGCUUGAGUUUGACGUAAACAAGGGUUUUAAGCUAGAUACACAAUUGAUAGAGGAACAUUUGGAAAAGUAUUGUAAGGGGGUGUUACCAUAUGGCCCGUAUGAAGAUCACGUGUUAGGGUACUGGAAAGAGAGCAUUGAAAACCCACAAAAGGUGUUAUUCUUGGAAUUUGAAGGAUUGAAGAAGGAACCAAAAACACAUUUGAUACGCUUGGCUGAGUUUUUGAAUUUCCCUUUUUCGGAUGAGGAAGCGAAAAAAUAUGUUAUUGAUGAGAUAAUAGAGCUUUGUAGCUUUAAGAGUUUGAAAGAAAUGGAGGUCAAUAAAAGUGGAAGGAUCAAUCAAUGGUAUCAGAACAAUGCUUAUUUUAGGAAAGGGGAGGUUGGAGACUGGAUCAAUUACUUGACUCUUCCAAUGGCAAAGCGUAUUAAUGAAAUCCAAGAAAAACUUAAGAAGGUUGGCUUUUCUUUUGCAAACUAUGAGACGGACUUAUAAUAAUUUAUAAUAUAAAGUUCUAAAUUAAACAAGGUUUUCUCAUUUUUAUAUUGUUCAAACUUCAU